Messenger RNA from Doryrhamphus excisus (bluestripe pipefish), 2249 nucleotides. RefSeq names its product melatonin receptor type 1A like (gene mtnr1al). NCBI's taxonomy places the organism in Eukaryota, Metazoa, Chordata, Actinopteri, Syngnathiformes, Syngnathidae. Gene Ontology annotation, cellular component: plasma membrane. Gene Ontology annotation, molecular function: melatonin receptor activity. The record is from RefSeq and is a predicted model, not a curated record. Gene Ontology annotation, biological process: G protein-coupled receptor signaling pathway.
AUGGAGGAGAGAUAAAGUGAGGAGGCUGCGCGCGCACAUGCACACGCACCGGAGGCGGGAGGAGAAAGCUCGAGCUCGCACGCGCGCGCGCGAGCGAGCGAGAGAGGGAGAGAGAGAAGACAGGAAGCUAAAAAAGGCGCCUCUGACUCUUCAAGCGCACGUGUGGCGGGAAUACCAGAGCGCGAAAUGCUCACGGAACCCUCCCGCCAAAGUCUUUUUACUCCGAGGCGGGAGUCAGCGAUGUGACAGCCGGGGAUUUCCAACCCGUGACUCCCGCGCCCGCCACCACCAUGUCCCGGCAGCGGCGGGCGAAAGGCGCGUGAAGAUGCCGCGUGGACCCGGCGACCCCAUGAGACUCGCCGACGCUCGGCACCUCCCGCAACUCAUGCCCCUGGAGGAGCCGCAGCCCGCGCUGGGGGCCACCCUGGGUCCGCGCAACUCCACGCCGGCGGGAGAGGAGGGGGCGCCCGGCCCGCAGCACGAGUCCUUCCCGUGGGCGGUGACGCUGCUGGCCGGCGUGCUCAUCACCACUAUCGUGGUGGACGUGGUGGGGAACCUGCUCGUCAUCUUGUCCGUCUUCAGGAACAGGAAACUCAGGAAAACAGGAAACGCCUUUGUGGUGAGCCUGGCGCUGGCCGACCUGCUGGUGGCCAUCUACCCGUACCCGCUGGUGCUGACGGCCAUCUUCCACGACGGCUGGAUCGCCGGCUACAUCCAUUGCCAGAUCAGCGGCUUCCUGAUGGGCCUGAGCGUCAUCGGCUCCAUCUUCAACAUCACGGGCAUCGCCAUCAACCGCUACUGCUACAUCUGCCACAGCCUCAAGUACGACAAGCUGUUCUCCGGCGCCAACACCGUGUGCUACGUGGCGCUGGUGUGGGCGCUCACCAUCCUCGCCAUCGUGCCCAACUGGUUCGUGGAGUCGCUGCAGUACGACCCGCGCGUCUACUCGUGCACUUUCGCCCAAUCGGUCAGCUCGCUCUACACCAUCGCCGUGGUGGUGGUGCACUUCAUCCUCCCCAUCGCCAUCGUCACCUACUGCUACCUGCGGAUCUGGAUCCUGGUCAUCCAGGUGAGGCGGCGCGUCAAGCCCGACUCGCGGCCCAAGAUCAAGCCGCACGACCUCCGCAACUUCCUGACCAUGUUUGUGGUUUUUGUUCUCUUCGCCGUGUGCUGGGCGCCGCUCAACCUCAUCGGCCUGGCGGUGGCGAUGGACUCGCGGCUGGGACGUUCGAUUCCCGAGUGGCUCUUCACCGCCAGCUACUUCAUGGCCUACUUCAACAGCUGCCUCAACGCCGUCGUCUACGGCGUCCUGAACCACAACUUCAGGAAGGAGUACAAGCGCAUCGUUCUCAUCAUUUUCAAGUUUCACUGCUGAGGGGCGGACGCUAACGCUAACGAGCUAAGAGGGAAAAACACUUAUCGGAUGCUAACGAGGACAAAAAUGUCUCCGCAGGAGUUGAGGGCGACUGCUAAUGACUUGAGACGUUUGCCUUCAGGGACGCUGAAGAAACUUUAUUCGCACGACGCUUCUACUCAUCGCUUUACCGAUGGUUCCAUCGAAGAUGUUUACAAAAAUGGACGGAACAUUCUGGUGCUUUUUAUUUCUCAGCAUCGGCAGCAAAGAUUUGUUUUCUUUGUUUGCAUGAGAAGAAAAUAGCUUCUUCUUAGCUCUCUCGUGCUGCAUUCACGGAGACUGGGAAGUCGGUACAAACGACCGUCGAGAACCUAAAAGUCUAAUAAUGUGGAACCCGUUUCAGUCGACACUAAUCCGGCCAGCCCCGUGUUCCGCCCAGAAUGAGUGAGAAUUUAUUUUUGGAGGAGACGGACUUCAAAACGAAAACCGGCGAAAAAAAUGCGUACCCGAGAGAAACAUGUGUACGUUUCGAAGAAAAAUCGGUUUUCCAAGAAAAAUAGAUCGGUUUAUGUCGACGUCAUAAACGAUGUCAUCAUUGCCUCUCCCCGGAAAUCAGAAAAAAAUCUAGAAAAUGUUGUAAUUUUUUUUUUGCCCCCGGCAAUCAGAAAAAAAUUUUAGAAAAUGUUGAAUUUUUUUGCCUCCCCGGCAAUCAGAAAAAAAAAUCUAGAAAAUGUUGAAAAUUUUUUUGCCCCCCCGGCAAUCAGAAAACAUUUUUAGAAAAUGUUGAAAUUUUUUUGCCCCCCGGCAAUCAGAAAAAAAAUCUAGAAAAUGUUGUACUUUUUUGCACCCCCUGCAAUCAGAAAAAAUCUAGAAAAUAUUGCAAUUUUUUUCCCCC